AACCUCUACGUGCUCAACCUGCCGCUCGACGCCACGACGGACCAGCUGACGGCGCUGUUCAGCUCGUACGGCCUCGUCGUCCACUGCGUCAUCCUCGCCAUGCUCGACGCCCAGGCACGCCGCCGCGGCUUCAUCGACAUGGGCGGGCCGGCGGACGCCAAGUGCGCCAUCGAGGGCCUCAACGGCUUCGUCUGGCACGGCUACCCCAUCGAGGUC
This is a messenger RNA of Tilletiopsis washingtonensis, 216 nucleotides long. RefSeq lists its product as hypothetical. The record is from RefSeq and is a predicted model, not a curated record. The transcript has a single exon. Lineage: Eukaryota; Fungi; Basidiomycota; Exobasidiomycetes; Entylomatales. Gene Ontology annotation, cellular component: cytosol. The annotation marks the transcript as partial. Gene Ontology annotation, molecular function: mRNA binding.